AUGAAUCUGAGCUGUAUGCUGACAAACUCCAACGUAUUCUUCCAAGCUUAGCAUACUGCAGAUUAGAAUCUGAAUUUGACCCAGCAGAAUUAAACAAAUUGCCUGGAGUGAACAAAAUUUUCAGAGUGUUUCAGAUGAUAAUACAAUAUUUACUUCGUUGCCAGGAUGAAUUGAGUAAGAUUGAGGUUGAGUACAAGGAGAAGGAUCUAAUCUCCACCAGGGACCUGGAGCUGGCCAGGGGGGAGAGGGAUAGGUUCAAGACGGAGAAUAAGUUACUGAGAAGAGAAAUCAAAAAUAGCAGAAGAGUUUUUGCCGAACAGCAGGGACCUUUCCUGAAAGGGACUCCUCCUGGCCUUUUACAAAAGUGUCUGUUCUGUUCUAAAAGCUUCUUGAAUCCUAGUUUUCUUGUUUCUCACCUCAACAGAAGGCACAGUUCUCAGAUGAUGGGAGAGCAUAUUACUGAAAUUCAAUGGAGAGAUUUUUUAACCUUUGCAUCUAAAAAAGAAGCCUCCCGGAGCAUCACGAAUUUACAAAAUGAUAUCUACAAUCAGAUUGGGCAAACAUUUCAACACACCAGAGAAUCUGAACUCCAGCGAGAAGUGUCAGAUCUCAAGAAUGAGAUAAACUCCUUGAAAAGCAGACUCAUUGUGAGGACGGAAACAUUUUCUCGUGAGGACACUCGAGGACUGGAGGGGAAACUGGAGGCUCAGGAGAGGUUCUGGAGAGGACGAAUGAAGGAAUACCAAGACAGCUUAGAGAAAGAGAGGAUGGAGAACAAGGAGAGUUUGGAACAGCUGAGAUUAGAAAUUGCAGAGGAACGUGGCAAACUCGCCCGACAAGCUAAGCGAAGACGAAAAUUAAAGAAGAGGAAAAAAGAAUUUGAAAACCAACAUGACCCUAAAAUUAUCCAACCUCCUGCUGAUGAUUCUGUAACUGAAGAGAACCUGGAGAAACUUGAUCCAACCCUACUCAAGGCUGACACAGAGAAGAGGAAAGAAAGAGCAAAGAACAAAAAGCAAAAUCUCAAGAAUUCAACUCAUCAUGAAAAUAAAGAUAGUGUUAAAACCGGCAAUAUCAGUAAGAUGUAUGAGAGUGAGAUAAUCAAGAAAGAAGAGAAUGAGGAGAAGGAGGAGAAGAAGAUUGAGAAAGAUGAGAUAAAUGAUGAUAAAGAUGCCAAGGAGUCUAGAAUGCACAAGCCCCAGUCUGUAUUAUCAUCUGGUACUUUUCAACUUUACAAAGAAGAUGAUGAUGAUGAUAAUGAAGAACAUCUUAAACCUGCUAAAUCAACACUUUCCAUCCAAUCUGAGCAUCAAUAUGCAUCCCCACAAUUCCGAAGUAUGGUUGGAUUGGACAGAUUGGAUGCUCUGGGUAGCCUGGAGAAUAUUAUAAAUGAGAAUCCAGCACUAUUAAACAACUACAGGCAGAAGGUUGAAGAAGAGCUUGAUGAUGAGCUGAGAGCCUACGGGUUGGAUCCCAGGGUAAACAGGUUGACCCAAACCCAGCUCAACCAAGCCAAAGUAAAGGUCAAGACACGACGAAGAAGUCUUCCUAAUGCUGGAGAGCUUCAAUGCCUCCGAGCCCAGUGCAGGGAAGAGGUUGAUCGUCUCGCCACUCAAUCUAACAUGAGGCGCGGAGCGUUCAGGAGAAAAAUCUCAUCCUUCAGGAAGAAAGUAUUCCAGGGGCUUAUGAACGUCAGGAGUAAGAGGACAGGUGGAAAAAAACGGACUGCUCCGCCUCUUCCUUCUCAUCCUUCUCAACCUUCUAAUCCUUCUCGUUCUUUGAUUUCAUCUCAUCCUUCUCAACUUUCACAAUCUUCUCAUCCUUCUUAUCCUUCUCGUCCUUCUCGUUCUUCCCCUUCCUAUCAUCCUUCUCAUCCUUCUCGUUCUUCUCUUUCUUCUCAUACUUCUCAUCCGUCUCAUCCUUCUCAUCCUUCUCAUCUUUCUCAUCUUUCUCAUCCUUCCCAUGUUUCUCGUCCUUUUCAUCCUUCUCAUCCUUCUAAUCCUUCUCCUUCCUUUAAUCCUUCUCACACCUCUCAUUCUUCUAAUUUCCCUAAAACGACUCAUCCUAAUCUAACGUCUCGUCCCCAAGAUCAAUAUCUCCCUUCCCAACCUUCUCCAGCUUCACUGUCCAUCCAGGAUCCCAUCCUGUCCUUCUUGGCACGUGGAGAAGUUGGGACGGAGAAGGCUGAAAACCUUUAUGUUGGAACACCCAGAGAAGAAACAUCCUCCGAUGAAGGCAGUUCGUUUACUUACAAUCCGGAGAAGGAUGAAGGAUCAAGGUCGGAUCCAGGACGGAUAGUUAAUCCUAGAGUCUCGUUGGUUCAGUGUAGAGAACACCCGGAGAGGAUUAUGCCACCUCGUCCAGUCCCUAGAACAUCUUUACUUGUCAAGGUUCAUGUUCAAACCCCACAGGAACAGCAGAGCUCUGAUAUAUCAGAAGAUGAAGAAGAGGAGGAUGAGCAUGAGGAUGAAAUUGAGGAUGAGGAUGAAGAUGAGGAUGAAGAUGAGGAGGUGGAAGAGGAUGAGAAUGAGAAUGAGGAGAGAUUAGUGGAGUCUAUUAAACCUCCGAAAUCAAUAAGAAGUGUGGUUUCGAAGCCCAGUAUUCAGGAUAGAUUUAGCCUCGAUGAGAGUGAAAUAGAAGACUCAGAUCACCUUGGGAAGGAUGACGAUUCUGAAUCCUUUCAGAAAUUUGAAGAUGAAUUAAAAGAAUAUCUGGAGACUGAAUUCAAAAUGGAAGAAGAAGAAGAUUCAAAAGAAGAAGAAGAGAGAACAGGAAAUCAUAGAAAGGAAAUGAUUAACAGUAAAGAGAAGAAAAUGGAGGAAGAGAUAAAAAGAAAGGAAAACCUAAGAAGAAAGGAAGAACUAAGAAGAAAAGAAGAACUAAUGAGAAAGGAAGAAUUGAGGAUAGAGGACGAAGAACUUAGAACAGAGGAUGAACAAAACUCAGAGUGGGAAUCAGAAAGUGAUACAGAUUAUGAGAAGAGGAGUGAAACUAGAAACAAGGAUGAUGAUGAGGAUGAGGAUGAGUAUGAAGAGCUUCUCCAAGAAGAGAUUAGAUUAAGGAAACCAGCUCCAGGUUCAAAGAUAGCAGAUCUCACAAAUAUUAUCGAAGCACAGUUGAGAAGACGACCUGUCAGCGUACCUGUGGGAGGACUUGACCCCCUUCAGAUCAUUGAUAAACUAAAUAAUGAUGAAACUCGUGCACAAUCCGUUCUGGACGAGCGUGCACAAUCCUCCCUGGGAGAGCGUGCACAAUCCGCCCUGGGAGAACGCGCGCAGUCUAGUCUUGGAGAACGCGCGCAGUCGGGUCUUGGAGAGCGUGCACUAUCUGGAACAGAUAUGUCGAGCAACACCCUUGGGACCAGUUUAUGGGCAGAUAAUGGCGUUUGGGUUAGCAGACCUGGAUCUGCUGUUAGCAGACCUGAAUCUACAUGUUAGCAGACCUGGAUCUACACGUUAGCAGACCUGGAUCUGCUGUUAGAAGACCUGGGUUAGCAGGCCUGGAUCUGCCGUUAGCAGACCUGAUCUGCUGUUAGCAGACCUGGAUCUGCUGUUAGCAGACCUGGAUCUGCUGUUAGCCAACAAUCUGUUAAUGUUACCGGAGUCUAAGUCGUAAUAAAUGUUUAAUUUCAGUGAAA
This is a messenger RNA of Eurytemora carolleeae, 3637 nucleotides long. Its product is annotated as zinc finger protein DZIP1L. Bases 135 to 3437 code for a protein of 1100 amino acids. Gene Ontology annotation, biological process: ribosomal large subunit assembly. The record is from RefSeq and is a predicted model, not a curated record. Gene Ontology annotation, molecular function: rRNA binding. NCBI's taxonomy places the organism in Eukaryota, Metazoa, Arthropoda, Copepoda, Calanoida, Temoridae. Gene Ontology annotation, cellular component: preribosome, large subunit precursor. The transcript is spliced from 20 exons.